Cucurbita pepo subsp. pepo (vegetable marrow) is the source of this 3936-nucleotide messenger RNA. Its product is annotated as ABC transporter G family member 28. The record is from RefSeq and is a predicted model, not a curated record. Gene Ontology annotation, molecular function: ATP hydrolysis activity; ABC-type transporter activity; ATP binding. Lineage: Eukaryota; Viridiplantae; Streptophyta; Magnoliopsida; Cucurbitales; Cucurbitaceae. Gene Ontology annotation, biological process: transmembrane transport. Gene Ontology annotation, cellular component: membrane.
AGCUCAUGCCAUGGAAGAAGACAACUUAAACCAAGUCCGUCAAAUUGGUGUCUAAAAUUCCACCAAAUGUCAAGUUGCCCAAGGAGGUAUGGUUUACCACAAAACUAUCAGCAGCCUCCCUUCGUGACCCCACGUUGCCCACCUUCUUUGCCACUGUCUUUCCUUUCUCUUUCUCUCUCUAACCCACCAAAUUUCCUCCUUUGACCUUCGACGGCUAUGAAAAUUUUGAUCUUUCAGCUUUUCAAACUUCAAUCUAUAAAACCCAUCUCUCCUUCUUCCUUAGAUCUUUACUUUUGUGUUCUAUUUCAAAAAUUUUUGGUGGGUAUCUUCAUAUACCUUCUAAUUUGGGCGUUUACUCGAAGCUUAAAGCUAUGAACUUAAAGAACCCCAUGUUUUCUUCCAUUUUCUUGGUUCUUGUUCUUGUGGGAUUGAGCUGGGAACAGUUUGUUCAUAGCCAGAAUGUGGAUGGUAAUCAGUUUGCCAGCCCUGCAGCUAUCCCAUUUAUGUUGUCAAUGGCCAACGCCCAGCUCUCCAAUUUGAGCUCAAUCAUCAACUCGGAACUCAGUAGCCGCUUCCAUUUCUGCUCCAGAGACACGCAAGCUGAUUGGAACAAAGCGUUUAAUUUUUCAUCUAAUCUGAGGUUCUUGUCUUCUUGUCUACAGAAGACCAAUGGUGAUUUCAGCAAGCGCCUGUGUACAGCAGCAGAAAUCAAUUUUUACUUUGACAGUAUGAUCCUUCAAGAUCCUGGAAGUGGUUCCUUCUUGAAACUUAACAAGAAUUGUAAUUUGACUUCAUGGAGUCCUGGUUGUGAGCCAGGAUGGGCAUGUAGUGUUGGUCCUGAACAGAGCGUUGACCUUAGUAAUUCUCAGCUAUUCCCUUCAAGAAUGCAUGAUUGUCGAGCUUGUUGUGAGGGUUUCUUCUGUCCUCAGGGUCUUACAUGCAUGAUACCAUGCCCUUUAGGAUCAUAUUGUCCCAACGCCAAGUUGAAUAGAACAACAGGAGUAUGUGAGCCAUAUCUUUACCAGCUACCGCCCGGGCGGCCCAACCAUACUUGUGGAGGAGCAAAUAUUUGGGCAGAUGUUGGUCGGAGUAAAGAGAUGUUCUGUCCAGAUGGUUCAUUUUGUCCCUCAAGCACCGAACAAAUUCCUUGCGAGAGUGGACAUUACUGCAGAAUGGGUUCAACUUCUCAGAAUAGAUGCUUCAAGCUUACUUCAUGUGAUGGAAGCGCCACAAAUCAGGAUAUUCAUGCUUAUGGAGUAAUGCUUUUAGUGGCUUUAAGCACAGUUCUACUCAUAAUUUACAAUUUCUUCGACCAAAUUCUUGCUGCUAGAGAAAGAAGACUGGCUAAAUCCAGAGAAGCAGCAGCCAAAAGUGCAAAAGCAACGGCAAAAGCACAACAAAGGUGGAAAGCUGCAAAAGAUGCAGCUAAAAAGCAUGCAACUGGGUUGCAAGUUCAACUAUCACGAAAGUUUUCACGUGUGAAAAACUCAAAUACAGAAAAACAUGAGAUUUUGAAUCUGUCCGAACUCGAAACAGAUGAUGACUUACCAUAUUCACAUUCACAUAUCCCGACCACGUCGUCGACUUCAUCAGUGCACAUAGAAGAAAGAAACAAUAACCAAACUGAUCUCAUGGGGAUCAUACACGAAAUCGAAAAAGACCCUGACGGUCAUGAAGGUUUUCAUUUUGAAUCUGGUGAAGGUUUUGAAAAACAUAUGCCAAAGGGAAAGCAUUCAAGUACUCAUAGCCAGAUGUUCAGGUAUGCUUAUGUCCAACUUGAGAAAGAAAAGGCUCAGCAGCAACAGAACAACAAUCUUACGUUUUCCGGUGUAAUUAAAAUGGCAACUGAUCCUGAGAAUAAAAGGCGUCCUCCUAUCGAAGUGUCUUUUAAAGAUCUAAACCUUACUUUGAAAGCAAAAAACAAGCAUUUGUUGAGGUGUGUCACUGGAAAUAUCAAGCCUGGUCGGAUUACUGCUGUGAUGGGUCCAUCUGGAGCUGGAAAAACAACAUUUCUGUCUGCUUUGGCAGGAAAAGCAAUUGGAUGCAAGACAACAGGGUCUAUUCUGAUAAAUGGAAAGAAUGAAUCAAUUCUUUCCUAUAAAAGAAUUAUGGGUUUUGUGCCUCAAGAUGAUAUUGUUCAUGGGAACUUGACAGUGGAAGAGAAUUUAUGGUUCAGUGCAAACUGCAGACUUUCAGUGGAGUUGUCCAAAGCGGAUAAAGUUCUAAUUGUCGAAAGAGUUAUCGAGUUCUUGGGGCUCCAAACCGUGCGGAACUCCUUGGUUGGGACAGUGGAAAAGCGAGGAAUCUCUGGAGGUCAAAGGAAGAGGGUGAAUGUUGGAUUGGAAAUGGUGAUAGAGCCUUCAAUUUUGCUAUUAGAUGAGCCAACGUCUGGUUUGGACAGUUCUUCUUCUCAAUUGCUUCUUAGAGCUCUCAGGAGAGAAGCUCUUGAAGGUGUGACCAUUUGCAUGGUGGUUCAUCAACCAAGCUACACCUUAUUCAAAAUGUUCGAUGAUUUGGUUCUUCUUGCAAAAGGUGGUUUCACUGUUUAUCAUGGACCAGCCAAGAGAGUUGAAGAAUACUUUGCUGGUCUUGGAAUCAAUGUCCCAGAACGUGUUAACCCUCCAGAUCACUUCAUUGAUAUUUUGGAGGGUAUAGUAACACCUAAUGCAGACGUUAGCUAUGAAGAGCUUCCUGUUAGAUGGUUGCUUCAUAAUGGCUAUCCAGUACCAGCAGAUUUGCAGCAGAACUCGGCCCGACACGCUUCGAGCUCAGCAAGCACGCGAACUCAUGGAACAAGAAACAGUGUUCUUGUCGAACGACAACCUUCCUUAGCUGGGGAGCUAUGGCAGGGCAUGAGAAGUAAUGUUGAGGAACAUCAUGAUAAGUUACGAAUGCAUUUUAAGACUAAAGAUUUGUCGCAUCGAAGUACUCCGGGCAUACUUAAACAGUAUAGAUACUUUCUCGGAAGAAUUGGUAAGCAACGAUUACGGGACUCGAAAAUACAAGUUAUAGAUUAUUUGAUCUUGCUUCUUGCUGGUGCCUGCCUGGGAUCUAUAUCAGAUGUGAGCGAUCAGUCAUUUGGUGUUAGUGGCUAUGCUUUCACCAUUAUUGCAGUUUCCCUUCUAGGCAAAAUUGCAGCUCUGAGAACAUUUUCUUUGGAUAAGUUAGAAUAUUGGAGAGAAAGUUCUUCUGGCAUGAGCAGUUUGGCUUACUUUCUCGCAAAGGACACAGUCGACCAUUUCAAUACAGCAAUCAAGCCAUUGAUGUAUCUCUCUAUGUUCUAUUCCUUCACAAAUCCAAGAUCUUCCUUUACAAAUCAUUACGUUGUUCUACUCUGCCUUCUGUACUGCGUCACGGGUAUCGCUUACGCUUUGGCCAUCCUGUUUCAGCCAGGUGCAGCUCAACUGUGGUCAGCCAUUCUUCCUGUUGUCUUAACCCUCUUCAUUACAAGGACUCAAACUAGUUCAGCAUUGAAGAAUCUGUCCAAUAUUUGCUACCCCAAAUGGGCUUUAGAAGCAUUAGUGAUAGCAAAUGCUGAAAGGUAUGAUGGAGUGUGGCUGAUGACUCGCUGUGGAGCUUUGAAUAAAAGUGGGUUUGACCUUCAUGACUGGGGCCUAUGUCUACUCCUCCUAAUGGUCACCGGUGUUAUUUUUCGAGUAUUUUCGUACGUUUGUAUGUUGAUCUUUAGAAGAAAGUGACCCAUUAACUAUGAGGUUCAGUCCCUCAGCCAUUUUCUUAAGAGUAGUUAGCAAGCUAGAUCGACAAUACACCAUUUUCAGGCACCUCUGAAGGUUUGGAUUUUCCUAUCACAUGAAGAUCCAGUUCAGAAGUUGUAUAUAUUUUGAUAUACUGACCCUUUGCCUCUUCUGGCUCACUCAUUGUAUUCACAUGGCAAAAGUAACAAUGUAGAUAAGCGAAGUUCGACUCAAUUUUUUU